AUGACGUCAUCGCGACCGGACAACAAUCGGGUUUCGAUCGGCUGCGACUCGGACGUGUCCGGAGAGACCGACGAAGAAUGCGUUUGCGUCAAAAGCCUUCCCUACGCGGAUUGGAUACUCAAACGACCCGACGGCACUCGGUGUCCGGUACCGAGCACGGAGAUGGUGGACGGCGUGAACGCUGCGCUGAGUUGUUUGUUCGAGGCGACUAGUGGCAAACUACGACACCGGAAAUCCGGUAAGAGCACUCCACGACACUGA
This is a messenger RNA of Macrosiphum euphorbiae (potato aphid), 261 nucleotides long. Lineage: Eukaryota; Metazoa; Arthropoda; Insecta; Hemiptera; Aphididae. The record is from the annotation of a GenBank genome assembly.